Messenger RNA from Glycine soja, 674 nucleotides. RefSeq lists its product as uncharacterized. Lineage: Eukaryota; Viridiplantae; Streptophyta; Magnoliopsida; Fabales; Fabaceae. Gene Ontology annotation, molecular function: proton transmembrane transporter activity. The transcript has 3 exons. Gene Ontology annotation, biological process: proton motive force-driven ATP synthesis. The record is from RefSeq and is a predicted model, not a curated record. The coding region runs from base 132 to 500 and encodes 122 amino acids.
CAAUUAAAGUGUAGAGGAGUACAAGGCGACACAGCGGGUGGAAACGGUAAUCCAAUUCCAGCGCAGAGUGGAGGCUCGAUUCUGCUUUUUCUUCAUAUCAAUUCUCAACUAACUACCCUUUCUGGAAAUCCAUGGCAUCAAAGAUUCCCCAGUUACAAUCAAAGGUGAACCAAGCAUCACAAGCAGCGAAAAACCAUGGAGCUUCAUACUACAGGCUAUUGUUGGAUCAGAAUAAACACUAUAUCCAGGAUCCACCCACCAUUGAGAAGUGUCAAUCAUUGGCCAAACAGUUGUUUUAUACUCGCCUCGCCAGUAUUCCUCAUCGUUACAAUUCAUUCUGGAAGGAAUUAGAUCAUGCAAAGAACCUUGUGAAGAACAGGCAGGACCUAAACAUGGAGAAAGUUGGUUUUGCUGCGUUGUUUGGACUGGAGUGUUUUGCAUGGUUUUGGGGAGGUGAGAUUGUAGGCAGGGGAUUUACAUUCACGGGCUACUAUGUUUAAGUGGAACUGCUCUAUUUUAGACCAUACAACUAUUAGCUUUUUAUGAUUGAAAUUGGUAUAGUUUGGAACAUAAGGCCUUUGGUCCAGUUUUACACAUUAUGUUUUGAUUCUGAUAUUUUUAUGUAUGAAAAUGACAAGUCCAGUCAAUAUGGCGAGCAUAAUAAUUUGUGAAAA